AUGUCUUCCACAACGGCUUCGUCGCCGGUGGAAGCACCUUCUGCCCACAUGCAAACCGUCUCAAGGAAAGAGACUUACUAUAAGCCGGCACCAGAAGAAUGGGAGGCCGUGCGGCUGACAAUUCGACAAUUAUACAUUGACGAAAACAAGACUCUCUCGGAAGUGUCCGAGAUCCUCGAGAAGCUCUACAGCUUCCGUGCCUCGCCAAAGCAGUACAAGAAUCGUUUCAAGCAAUGGGGGCUCUGGAAGAACCUCUCCACCAGGGAUGCAGCCAGGCUUAUUCAGAUGAAAGCGUCAAGAGACUCAAUCGGCAAGACGUCAACUUUUGUGCGGUCGGGCCAGAAGCUCGACUUUGACCGUGUUCAGAAGACCAUCCGCCGCAGCAAGAACAGAGUUCCCAAGAAUGCCGCGGAAGAGAAAUCGCCGAAGCUGGGCCGAGCGGAACCAGCACCACCCGCUUGCAAUCAGCCGUCAAGAGUAGAAUGCCGCACUCCCUCUCCGGAGCCCUCUGCUACCAAAGACAGCCUGGACUUGCUGGACAGUCUGGAUUCAAACGGCCUCCGUAUUGAAAGCACCGAUCUUCACACUUUCAGUAACUUUGGAUCCGAGACAUUUCACACCCAUGUGUCCGACUCGUUUCUGCCUUUUACCCCGAGUGACGCCGGGCAAUUUGAACCGUUUGACAGUUGUCACUAUGAAGAUCCACGUGUGGAAAUGAUUUGGGAUUGUUACGUGCGCGCACAUCACAAGCUGGCCUUGAGAUGCGAGAGCUUGCGGACAAAUGCACAUUCAGAUCCAUGUUUAAAGAAUUUUAGGCGAAAGAACUCACUUCUAGCGGUGCUCGAGCCCGUCUUAGCAACAAGUGGACACCAUAAUAUGCGGGAGUUGUUCCUCGCAAAUUUCGUCGCGACAUUUCUGCACCGCCCAGAAUUAAGCAAGUUUGCUCAGAACAUUGGCCAGACUAUUAACCAGGCCUCUACAGACAUUGAGGCCUCAUCGCAUCACCCUGCAAUUGUCGAGGGCGCUUUACAAUACUUGGGACUACAAUCAUACACACGACGGUUCAUUGACUCAAGCGAUAACGAAAAUGCGACGGAGUCUCCAUCUUUGUCAGACGAGAGCACCCCCGCCCCCAAGAUCGAGAGCUCUGACGGCCUCAGCCCCGAUGUUGACUUGCCCUCUCCGGGUACAGAAAUGCCGCCCACCCCACCAAGUUGCAACGAUUACGACGAGGGCCCUCAGGCCGGUGAGCUUGAAGCCGCUGCUUUUGCAUAUCAUCUCGGUGAACUAGACACGGCGGAAAUACGUCUACGAGCAUUUACCUGUUACGAUGGGGCAAUUUCUACGAAAGGACAAGUGCUUAUCCGACUGGCUUGGUACUGCUUAUCCUGCGUGCAGCGGGAAUCUAAAAGGGACGAAGAAGCAGAGGGAAGCCUCAUGCAAGCCAUCCGAGGAUCGACAUUCUACCCAACAGCGGACGGCACAGAAUGGGAGGAGGUCAGCUACCUCUUCAUGUGA
Molecule: messenger RNA, 1518 nt
Organism: Diaporthe amygdali
Lineage: Eukaryota; Fungi; Ascomycota; Sordariomycetes; Diaporthales; Diaporthaceae
Exons: 2
Coding region: 1-1518 (505 amino acids)
Source: RefSeq, a predicted model, not a curated record